Messenger RNA from Ascoidea rubescens DSM 1968, 1086 nucleotides. RefSeq lists its product as uncharacterized. The record is from RefSeq and is a predicted model, not a curated record. Bases 1 to 1086 code for a protein of 361 amino acids. Lineage: Eukaryota; Fungi; Ascomycota; Saccharomycetes; Ascoideales; Ascoideaceae. The transcript has a single exon.
AUGUUCUUCUUCAGCUACAGCCUUCCCUUCACUGUGACGAGGGCAUACCUCUACUCCUUUGUGGCCGGCGUUUCCAUCUUCCUAGUGCUUCUGUUUUGGUCCUUCUUCCUCUUUGACAAGAUCUACAACUAUCUUCUUCCGAUUCCCACCAUCAUCGUUCCCUUGAACUUCAACUAUGAGUAUAUCUACAACAGGGUCUCGCCCUUUGUGUUGGUCGACUUGAACCACAUAGAGGACAGCAUUCUAAACCUUGUCACCUUCAACAACCACUACAACUUCAAUUUCAACUUCCAGUCCUACUGCGAUUUCAGUAAGUUCGCCUACUUGCCUUUGAUGAUCAAGUUUUCCAUUUUGAACAACGAACUUGUGGACGACUUGGUUCUAAACUAUCAAUUGAACAAUAACAAAAACAGAGACUUUACACACACUCAUGAACAUUACAACAACGACAAUACCGACUAUGCAAGGGCCUCUCAGAUCGUGAAUUCAUGGCCUCUAACCAGCUCUAUUCUCGUCAACGACAAUCUUAAUAACAAUGGCAACAUAUUGGUUUCGAUACUCCACAACUUCCUAGUAUCCUGUUCAAACACUCAAAACAACCAUAAUAACUACAAUGGUAUCAACAACAAUAAUAAUGUUAUUGAAAACCAGUUCUUACCCCCAAUUUUGAAAUCCUUUUUACCUCCAAUAAUUUACAAUUUUCCAAAUAACUUGAUCAAUUAUUUCACUAGUUUCAACAGCAAAAAUCAUCAUAAUGAUUUGAACUUGAACUCUUACUCCUUAGACUUAUUAAGGGAUUACAAAUUUGAUAUCAAAAACUUGCCAUUUUUGAAAAAUUCUUCGGUUUUAAUUGAAUUCAACAACCCAAAUAUCAUCUUAGAUAACAUAAAUUCAAUUUUGAAAAUCAAUUUAAAUUAUAAAGGUUUAAGAUAUUAUCUCCAUAACUUUAAAGUAUUCUCCUAUAUCACUGGCAUCUCCCUAAUUUGGUUCGUCUCCAUCUUGAUCUACUUAUUAUUCAUCAUCUCUUUCAAUUACUACAAAAACACUAGAUCUAGGAACUCAAAUACUAUUCUCUCAAAACAUUAG